Molecule: messenger RNA, 1116 nt
Organism: Chaetomium fimeti
Lineage: Eukaryota; Fungi; Ascomycota; Sordariomycetes; Sordariales; Chaetomiaceae
Exons: 1
Coding region: 221-850 (209 amino acids)
Source: RefSeq, a predicted model, not a curated record
GUACUCCAGCCUUCACCUAAGUCCCAUAGCAGGUUUGCUAACCACACAUACAUAGACUUCUCGCUGAUACCGGUGACCACCCCGGCUCUCCUCCAUCAGCCCAUGCGUCGCCAGCGCUGCCAAAGGCAACCCUCGACACGGUUGCGGCUGGCAACAGCAAAAAGGAGUAGAGAGCAGAGUUUUUUUCCAUCACUACACGGAGUCUUGCAUUCAUGAACUCAUGCAUAGACCGGGCGGGGUUUGUCAUCUGCAUUUGCGGCGGGUUUGUUCAUCAAAAUUGCUUUUUUUCUCUCCUAAAAGUUGGGCCGCCCCUCAUGAUACCUCCCUUAUCUCGAUAGACGUUACCCAUCAGAGAGACGGCCAGGGCAGGGGAGACAUCUGUCGUCAUUGUUCUUUUUUUAUUAUUCUGGAGUUUGGGGCGGGGGAAUCGAUUGACCUCUUCUUCACUUCUGCCCUCUUCGUGUUGUUUGUACACUUUCAAAAGUUUUUAUGUUGCUUGGUGCUUCGCCACCAGUGCCCAUUGUGGUAUGGGUGGCGGGCUGGGAUUGGGAAAGUGGAGGAAGCUUGCCUAUCUCUCUAUAAUGGAUUCAUGCUUUACGGCCUCUCUGCCUUGUCUCUCCCCACAUUCUGCACUGUCAUGGAUUGUUGGCUUCUUUUUCCGGACAAGCGAGAGCCUCAGCGGCACUUCCCACUUCCUCGCAUGAUCACCAACUCCCUUGCUACUUCAAUUCACAACCUUUACACACGCGAUGGUCUUUGUAAUCACGUUCUCUCUUCUGGGACUGGAGGCUUUUAUGGAGCGGUUUUCCCUUUUGUUUGGCGUUAUGUUCAUCAAUCACUUCCCACAUGACCGACAGGCUGUGCUCGCGAAGACAGCAAGCGGAAAGCGAUCUGACGAAGAUAUGGAUUAGGUUGGAGGUUGGGCAAUGAGGGUGAUGAGGGUGGGUGGAUAUGCAAGAGUUGGACGAGGCACACGAGACAUGGGCGAGUUUGGGAGGACACUGAAAAGAGGGUGCAUCACCUGUCACUAACCGGCCAUCUAGAGGGGCUGGUGCGCUGCGUUGAGGCUAGAGACAAGCGUUUGUGUGUGUACAUAAGCGUUGGCUUGCUUUUAUU